Messenger RNA from Dendroctonus ponderosae (mountain pine beetle), 6240 nucleotides. RefSeq names its product NACHT and WD repeat domain-containing protein 2. Lineage: Eukaryota; Metazoa; Arthropoda; Insecta; Coleoptera; Curculionidae. Bases 462 to 4505 code for a protein of 1347 amino acids. Gene Ontology annotation, molecular function: ATP hydrolysis activity; protein binding. The transcript has 23 exons. The record is from RefSeq and is a predicted model, not a curated record.
UGCAAGAGCGUCGCGACGCGCACUGACGUCACAGCGCCAUGCCAACCCGAUCCGACGACAGUCCGGUGGAAAAUAUUUAUUUUCGUUCGCUCGUCCGCGGAAAACUAAGCUGAUUUGGAGCCGAAAUCGUUGAAAAAUUUCAAGGAAAUUCUUUCGCAAUUGUGUUAAGUGACCGCUCUACAAGGGGUUCGAGUGAAACUGGAAUAUUUAACCUGUAGGAGACCCGGUGAGGGUGCAAAGUUGCAUGAGUAACCCGUGAUGUUGCGAAGCUGUUUAUGUUGUUUGUCGCCGAAUUAAUCAGCACUAGAAAAACGGAAAUGUGUAAGGGUGUAAAACGGUUUUCGGUAAUAAGACUAGUGAUGUUAGAUUCAAAAUGAAGAAUCGCUAUCAGUGGCCGCUUUAGUGAGGUGAUCAAUAGAAUGAACGCGAUUUGAGGUGAAUUUGAGUGAACAUUCUCCAUCAUGGGAAAUUCGUGCAGUAGUGGGCAGGGCCACAAAGACAAAGAUAAGGACAACAUGUCGCAAAAGUCUGAAGAAUCGGCUAGUUACCAAGUUCGCACAUCGGUUCAUUCGGAAAAGCAACAAUCCCUUCUCAACCAUAUCGGCCCACAUAGUGGAGUCAUUUUGGAGCCAAAUACAGCGGGACAACAACCCACACUGCCCAUGUCCAGUGGACGCUAUCCGCCCACUGAUCUGAAGAACCCCAGCUUGGCCAAACUUAUAAAAGGAACUUCAGAUUCAAUGUCAAUAUCUUCGCCUCUAAGUCCCAAAGGUUUUGAGAAGCUGACUGAAGACGUUCCCAAAGAGGUGUCCAGCCUAACAGAAAACCUCCAGCAUCUUAUAAUGGGAAGAAUAGCGCACGCCAAAACAUCGUUAAGAAGCAGGAAAAUAGUGAUUUAUGUAUGUGCAGCCGAUUCACAAGAUUGUACAGUAGAAAAAGGGGCUCUACACAACAUGGUCUACCCCACAUUACGCCAAUAUUGCAGAUCAAGGGGCUACGAACUGCACAUUGUAGAUUUGCAUUGGAAAACCCUUCUGGAAAAGCAGCAGGAUCACGAAUUUCCUGAGCUCUGCAUUGGAGAAUUGACCAGGCAAAUCGAAGUGGCGUAUGUAAUCCCGGUCUUGUUCCUCAAUAAUUCCCUGGGAACUCAACUUUUACCCAUCACGAUUGAGAGCUCCGAUUUUAAGAUGACUCUUGAAAGUGCUAAUAACCAAACGGCGCAAGGAUUACUAAGGAAAUGGUAUAUGUUAGACAGCGACGCUCAACCACCCUGCUACAGACUGCGACCAAUCGGAUGCCACAUUCCAGGCUUCAACGAAAGCUCCCUAGAAGAUCGAGAGAAAGCUUUCGAGGAAUGGGCCCACGAAGUUGACAAAAUGUUGGCUGUGCUUAUCAAAGUGUUUUCCGUCGAAUUGAGGGACUCCUAUUUAACGACGGUUGUUGAGCAAGAAGUGCACAAUACGGUCUUUAUGAGUCAGGAGAUGGCAAAACGCUGCAUUUGGAUGAAUCGGGUGUACACCCCGACUCCCAAGACGCCCGAAAACCCCAGUCCGGGAGAAGAGGAAGCUAUUCGAAGACUUAACGCGCUCCAGAAGGAUCUCAGAGAUCAACUCACAGAAAAGCAUAUUGUUCGAAUACAAGUGAAAUACUCAGAAAACGGUCUCAACCUGGACAUUCCCGAACACCAAGACUACAUUUCGACAGUAACUACUCAUCUGGAAAAACAGCUGCACAACACUAUUGAUUCCAUUAUUGAAGAACACACAAGCAAAUGCAUGAUUCGGCCCAGCUACGGUAUCGAGGCGAGUUUGUUUGAGGAACUAAAUCAGCAGACUUAUUUCUGCCAAAAAGCGUCUCAAUGUAGUAUGAACAGGGAAAGAACUAUUGAGGAAAUUCACUCUUACAUUACAAGUGACCGAACUCACCCUGUAAUAAUAGUGGGACCCAGCGGUUGUGGUAAAACUACCCUCUUAUCCAGAAUAGCCGUGCACUGUCCGACUAAACUACCCGAAUCAUUCCUGGUUCUGAGAUGCAUUGGAAUCAGUGCACAAAGCAACACAUUAGAGCAACUUCUCAGCUCAAUUAUGAACCAAUGUUCCAUACUGGUUUAUGGACAUCAAAGUUUCUGCGCUCACAGCAUGGACGAAUACAAGAGGGUUCUGCCAAAUAUACUAACAGCCAACAGUCUUCAGCGGCCUUUGGUCAUAAUUUUAGAUGGGCUUGAUCAAGUCAGAGAGUACAGUUCUACGAUAACGGAAUGGAUACCCACAAAGCUGCCUGAUAAUGUUAAAUUGAUUGUGUCGGUAGCUGAAGGAACGCAAAUGCACAGCGAUCUAAAAUCUCACCUGACUGAAAAGUGCUACAUCAGUAUGCCCUUAUUGGGCCAAGCUGAAGCGCAGAACAUUCUAAUGUCCAGCGCCAUCCAAUACAAUCAUAGCAUCAAUUCGAAAAUCCAAGAUUGUGUGCUGAAAUCUGUUCAACUGUGCACGGUUCCUUUGUAUUCCAAGGUUUUGGCCUGGCAAACCUCUUGGUGGGUGGACAAAGAGCUGGAGAUUAAACCGAAGGGGAAGUUGCCAGAUCAACUCCACUUCAUGCUGGAGGAGUUGGAGAGUAUAAUUGGAGCUGCUCAAGUUCAACAUGCGUUGGCCCUGAUCAGUUGCAGUAAGCAUGGAGUAACUGACUCGGAAAUGUUGGACCUUUUGGCUUUUGAUGAGAAUUUUCACAGUCGCACAACUUAUGUACCCUGGGCACCAGCUUGCUUAGCCUGGCCGAGACUCGUCAAACACUUGGCACCAUUCCUUAAUUGGUCUCUGACUGGAGGUGUUCUAGGCGUUCAAUGGAAAGACGAUAUGCUGAAGAAAGCAGUGCAUUCGCGGUACAGCAAAUUUAAGGAUUGGGCUCAUCAAACCCUAUUUGACUACUAUAAUGGAAAAUGGUGCCAAGACAAGCCCUCAGACCUCCAAGCCCGCAUAGUGACACAAGAGAACAAUCUAGGAAAAUGUUACAACAGACGGAAAUUAGACGAACUUCCCUACCACUACCACUACCUGAAGCAAAACUUAGAAUCGUCGACCUAUUUGUCUGACGUAACGUGGAUCUACGACAAACUUUAUGGCUCCAGUGUCUUCCAAAUACUCGAGGACAUCAACAUGUUAAGUGUGGUAACAAACCCUUUUGUUAAAACCUUGAAAGAGUAUCUGGAAAAUAAUGCCAGCGUCCUGAACUACGAUGGGAGACAGUUUUAUGCUCAUCUAUACAAUUUUUUGAAAAGUAAGGAACGAGGAGAAAGUGAGGACGAAUUGUUUGAGUUGUGCAAGAAUCCUCCGGUGUUGACGCUGAUCCCCUUGAAAAUAGAAGAAGUCACAAAGGAGGCAACAGAUGCUAAAGAAGUUCAGUAUCCAACCAACUUUGAUCUGCUAGUGAGAAUUCCGAAUUCUAUUARAUAUAUCGUAACAAUAUCAACAAAGGAUGAGAGAAUAUGUGUCUGGGACAUUUUAGACUGUAAACCAAUAAGAACUCUGAAUGGCAUUCCGCACCCAACCAAUCUUAUACCAAUAGAUGAAUACAAAUGUAUAGUGCUGUGUAGCAGAGAGCUGAGAAUAUACAAUUUAAACACGGGAAGCUUCGUUACGAAACUCAAAGGAGUCAUGAACCAAAAGAUGCCUUUUUACGGACUCCACGAUAGGAACCACUUAGUGGCUCUCCAUAGAAAUAGGAUGUAUAUAAAUUUAUUGAAUUUAGAAUCAGGUGACUGUGUUACGACUUUCAAAGCUGGUGAAGACCGAUUUCUCAAUUCCCUGCUGGUUUCGGGCGAUGGAAGAAUUUUGGUAUGCGGCGAUGAAACACAGAAGCCUUUUCCGCUGUUAGUAUGGAAUUUGAAAUCGAAAAAGCUACUUUAUGAUCUCAGAAUACCACACCAUGAUUUCAUAACAUCGCUGAGUGCUAUCACUUAUGAAGGUAGUUACGUUUGUUGCGUUUGUCACGAAAUCGAAGAUGAAAGUCCGAACUUUAUCGUCGUUUACGACCUGCAAAGUGGGACUCUGUUUAAAAAAUGGAAGCCAUCCUGUAACACCGUUUCAUUGGAGAUCAGUUCUCAAGGAGGUUGUGUGAUAUCUGGUCUGGAGGACGCUAGAAUUCUAGUAUGGGACUUGAUAACUGGAAAUUGUAGAUUUUCGUUGAGUGGUCAUACAGCGCCAGUUUCCAGCUUAAAAUUAGACCCCACGGGAACAAUUUGUCUUUCUACAGAUGCUGAAAGCCGAGAUCGAUCAAUUAGAUUAUGGGACCUCAAUAAAGGCACACUGUUAGCUGUUUACACCCCCAAAAGAAAAAUCAGCGCUUGCGAAGUAACAAAGAACGGUCAACACGUAAUUCUGACCCUACAAGGAUACCAAACGAUUUUCACUCUACAGUUGCGCGGACCUGGCGUUGAAGAGUGUCUAUUGGCAGAAACGUACGGCGAUGAGGAGAACAACGGCAAAAGUUGGCAGCUGACUGACGAAGUGUAAAGAAAAUAGCCGAUAAUUACAAUUAUAUUUUCCCCUCGAAAGACUUAGAGCCAUAAUACAGUAAUUACAUUUGUAAGGGUCCGAUGUGGCUGUACGAAAAUCCCCUUUAUGGUUAAACUGCGAAUUGCUCUAAAGACUGUCUCAUAAGCACGUUGGAUUUUUGAAAUAUUUCUAUGCAGUGCAUUCCAUAUGGAAACCGAGAUAAGCAGAAGACAAGAUUUGUUUGACAUUUUAAAUACCAUAUAAUUGUAAAACUAUCAAUUUUUAUUAGGUUUAGUAGUGUUUGGGACUCUAAUCUCAAUUAUUUGAGUUACUUAUCAACGUUUUCGGGUUGAUCUGACAUGCAUUGCUGAUAAUUCGACCGCAAAAUACGCCGUUUUUUCUAAAUUAAAUUUAGAUAUAGAUUAGUACCUACCUACAUCAAGUUGAAAAAUAAUGUGCAUUCCUACAAUCAGCAUUCGAAAAAUUCUCGACAAGCUCAAAUCGGAAAUAUCAACAAUAUAACUUCUAACUACCCCCAAAAUUUUUCUCAAUCAUCAACAAGAGUAUAUCGAAAAAUCGAGGCCAAGAAGAAUAAAGAAAUGGUGCCAAGUUGGAAAUUUUCAAUUCACGUUUAGUCAACAUGUACUUUCAUCAGCUAAAAGCCUUCGAGCUCCGAAUCAGGCAAUAUCUACUAUGUAAAAGUUAGAUAAUAAAAAACUCAUGCUUUUGACAAAUAUUUAUCAAUAAAAAAUGUUAGUUUUUACACGGUUUUCUCCAAAUUAUAAUGCAAGGGCAGGAAGACCGAUUUAGUCGAUAGCCUUUUUCGAAAAAAAAUUAUAAUUAACUCAGAUCUACCUGCUAGGAAUCAUGCCGCUGUUGGAUACAUGAAAGAUCGCUUUAUUAAGCACCAUAUUGACGAACUUCCAAUAACGUCGCUUUCGCCGUUUAUUAUGAACUAAUAAAAUAAUAAAUAAUCCAUAAGGACACGCAACGACAUUCCACCCAUGUCUGAUGAAGCCCGUAGGGUUCUAUGUGAAAUGUGCUGUAUAAAGAUGAAAAGGUAUAUUUUUGAAAAUAAUUCUGCUGGCCGGUGAUUUAUUUAUUAAACGCAAUUUUCAAAAUAUAAACAGUAAUAAGGAUUAUAUUUAUAACGGUUAGACAAUGUAUCAAAUGCAUUUGCAAAAUUUGGUACGCCGCUAAAUUUUCACUUUUAGAAUAUACAUUUUUUCAUUUUCUUAAUUUUGAGCUCAUCAUUAAUGAUGAUUUUUGUGUCUGUUCACUAAGCUGAACUUAUCAACAACACAUAUUGACAAUCGUUUUUAUCAAGUUUUCUGGAUGAUAUUGAGUUAAAUAAGAAAACCACAAAGUUGCUGUAAUUUAAGCUAAUCAUUUUCACCUCCGAAUAACUUUACUAAAAUCACAAACAAAACAAUAUUGAUAAUCGUCUAAAUAGAAUUAUUCAGUGAUGAAGCUUCAGCGAAGUUUACGUGUGAUAGUCAAAUCAUGUUGAAACUAUCAAAAAUUGAAAAAUCAAAAAUCAAAAAUUGAAAAUUGAAGUUGAAACUAUAUAAAUMAGMUAUUUGCAUCGGUAUAUCCAAAAUAUUUUAUUUUCARAAYUAUYACUUGGCAAACAUUUGAAAACUGMCCUAAAUUUAAUUCAAAUAUUUUAAUAUUUUACUSAAGCUUUAAUGAAGGAUUAGUAAGUGUGCUAAAUUUAAGCGUUAGGCAAAAYUSUGAGCUYUUGUGAGUCUAA